AUGAAACUACUUUUCUAUUAUUUUGUAGUAUUAUCCGGUGGUCCAUUGGCAUCAGAAUAUAAGCUGAUACAAUUUCAUUUACAUUGGGGAUCUGGUAAUAAUUGGGGCUCUGAGCAUAUGAUCAAUGGGAUAAGUUGUCCAGCUGAACUACAUUGUGUAUUUAUUAAUACUAAAUAUGCUACAAUGGAAACCGCUAUUACUUAUUCUGAUGGAUUAUCAGUUGUCGGUAUAUUUUUUCAAUUGGGCAAAUCAUCGAAUAAUAAUAACGCCUUAAAACGUUUAUGCUCAUUGUUGAAAUCAACAAAGAAAGGCGAAAGCAAAGAUAUUCAACCUAUGCUUGAUUUGAACACACUUUUGCCAAAUGAUUUAUCCAGAUACUACACAUAUUCCGGAUCAUUGACUACCCCACCAUGUAAUGAAUGUGUCACAUGGAUCGUUCUAGAUGAGCCGGUAGUGAUGACUAUUGAUCAACUUGAAACAUUACGACAAAUGCAUGCUAAUUGUGUAACCUGUGGUCAAACCGAUAAUUUUCGUCCAAUUUGUCCAAUCGGUUCACGUUUAGUUAGAUGUUCAUUUCGAGUUUAAAAAUAAAUAAAAAAACAUAACAACAAAGCAAUCCAAUGUAGCCAGAUUCAUUGAAUACACAUGCAAUUGACUCAUUUACUCAUUUUAUUUACAACCGUAUACAGAAGAAAAAAAGUUUUUCUCUCUUUCAUUUACAAAAGAAUCAGGAAUAUUUCAAUCUAUCCAAUAGUAUUCUAGUCGAUAUUCACAAUCAUAUGAGACUAUACUAUACAUUGCUUGAUUAUUUUCACAGAAUAUUUACCAAAAAUAAAAUAAAAUAAAGAGAACCAUUAUAUCAAAUUAUUGUUUCCUGUUCUUUUAAACUAUCAAAUUACUACAAUACACAGUUUAUUCAACAUUGAAUUGAUGUUUUAAUGCUUCUUUUCAUUAUAUUGUAAAAAUUUAACUAAGCAAGAUUCUCAUUUUAUUCUAGUUAAUUAAUUACUUAAUUAAUUGAUUUUUUUCUUUUAUUUUCAUCAUUUUAUUGAUUAUUAUUUAAUUAUUAAUCAUUUUAUAAAGGGUCUCGUUUCCUUUCCUUUACCUCCCUAUCAAUGUUAAUAUCAUUUAAUGAUUUUAGAUUUGAAGAACACAUUACUUUCAUUUGUUUGUUUUCAAUGAAUUAAACAGAAUAAUAAAUAAAUAAUUAAAUAUAUGUAUGG
Messenger RNA from Schistosoma margrebowiei, 1223 nucleotides. Lineage: Eukaryota; Metazoa; Platyhelminthes; Trematoda; Strigeidida; Schistosomatidae. The record is from the annotation of a GenBank genome assembly.